Ciona intestinalis (vase tunicate) is the source of this 1430-nucleotide messenger RNA. RefSeq lists its product as uncharacterized. The record is from RefSeq and is a predicted model, not a curated record. NCBI's taxonomy places the organism in Eukaryota, Metazoa, Chordata, Ascidiacea, Phlebobranchia, Cionidae.
AUGUAUAGUAAACUGGUACCAUUUAUUUGUAUUCUAAAAUCUGAAACGAUGUUUUUUAAGGGAAAAUGUAUUCGUAGCACUAAUGUUAGAACUGGUGUAACAUUAGCUAUUUAAAUAUGAACAUUUUCUGCUUUGUUUUGAUAUGGGGCGGCAUUAACUGUUCGGCGUUUGGUAUCGAAAACAAUUCUACGAGUACUAACUUCGGAAUACCUGCUGAGCGGUCGCAAGAAAUAGAAGAGAUAUCACAUUUACCAGAAGAUACAACGUUUUUAACUACCACACUACCUAUUCAAACUAGUAAAACACUUGAAAAAACGGAUGAUGAAAAUUUCAAAUCGAACUGUGGUACACAAAUUUUCAAAGGAAAGAAGUCUGGUUACAUUACAAGUCCAGGCUUUCCUGGUCACUAUGACAACAACGUCACGUGCUUGUGGUCAAUCGUUGCCCCUGCUGGCUUCUAUGUCAAAUUAACUUUCGAUAAUUUUGGACUUGAACAGGGAAUUGAAGACGAUUUAAAUGAGAAAAUCAGCUGCGAAUACGACUACGUUUAUGUGUUUGAAGAAUUCUGGGUCGAACAAAGCUUUCGCACAUUUCGGUCAUCCAGAUCGCGCAUGCGCCGAGACUGGGGCACAUACUGUGGCAGCAAAGUGCCCCCUGUAAUCACAAGUUUAAGUCCUGGCUCGACAUUGUUCUUGUAUUUCCACAGCGACGAAUCAGAGACUCGAAAGGGAUUUUUUGCAACUUUUCAAAUACUGCAAACGCGCGGAAGAAGUGCUGUAAUACCAUGGGAAAACACCAGGCAUUCCCGUGAAAGGGAAAUCAUGAAAGUUCUUUCCAUGAUCGUACUGACAGUGGUGCUCGGUACAGUGUUUAGUGGACUCGUUUACAAGUGCUUACGAAGCACAGUGGAUCUGGGUAACCAAUGUUGCGGCAUAGAAGACAAUGUUUCGCCUGAAGUUCCAGACCCAUGUCCACCCCAGCGACUACCCACACCGCCCCCAGCGUACGGUGAAGUGGUGAAGACUGAAGAAGACUGGAAUCGUGUGAUCGCCCAGUUAGGUGAAUCCUCAGCUAUUGCGUUACGUCAGCGACUUGACACGGAACAGCUACAGAUCACCUAUGACCUUUCACCCAAUGACGUCAUGGAUACAUCUCCGCCAGGAUAUUCAUCCGCGUCAUCAUCUUUGACCACCGACUCCAACGUUGACCUUACUUUGACCCCUAAUAGUUCAACCACGGUCCAAAAUCGAGAAGAAAUGCUCGAAAAUGAAGUUGUACAUUUUGAGUACGAAGAUGAGACAGCACAAAGACAAAUGCAAUCUAAUAGUUUCAGCAGCAGACCUGCUAUUUGUAGCCCAAGAAAUUCGGUGCCACCCUAAUUAAACGAUGUUCUAAAAUCGUUAACUCCUAAUUAAAUACUGUUAUAAACG